UAGUUAUUGGGACUGGAAAAUUUCUUACAUCGCCUCUCAUUGACGAUUAUGACCUGCCAAUAGAUUAAUCUCUGAUUGGCGUCUCAAUUUCAGAUAAGAAAACUCUGCGGUGGAUGCAGACUUUACAUCAGAUUGAUCGAUGGCAGAGAAGCUGAGAUGUAUUUGCACACUACUUUUCUGCAUUUUUAUGCAAUACCAUGGAGGCAUAAUGGUUUUGUGCUUGAGUGCUCAAGAAACAAACAUCCCAAAAAAUGCAGUCUGGAUGUUGUUCGAACAGAUCAAGCACUAGUCUUUUAUGAGAAUGAAUCUAAUCAGGCAAAGCUUUGGGAUGUUCUAGCAGUUUAUGCCAGGAUAGACAACGGUAUUGGUUAUGUGCAAGACUCUUUUUGGUGCUUUGAGCAAGCAAUGCGAAGGAUGGACCAGUGCUACUUCAAUGGGAGUGCAAUCUCAGUGGAGCACACUCUCACAGAUAAUGAGGACUGUUGAUCCCAAGCUUCAUCAACACCUUGGUGCGUCAACAUUUCAUGAGGAUUUAGAUGCUGGGGAGUAUCUAUUUGCAUUUCGCAUGCUAAUGGCUCUUUUCCGCGGAGAAUUUUGUUUUGUAGAUGCUUUGUACCUUUGGCAGCUGAUGUGGGCCAUGGAAUAUGAUCCCAACAUCUUCUCAUCGUACGAUGAGUCUGAGGUUGCUAGAACAGAUGAUACUACCCCUGCAAUAAAUGACAAACUGUGGAGGAAAUAUGGCAAGUUUCAGAGAAAAAAUCUGCAGACUGGCAAUACAGAACAGCAGCUUAGUGCACUACCUGUUUCCCUUGUUGCAAGUGUCCUUGAGAUCAAGAAUGGGCGGAUUUUAAAGGAGGCUAAGGGGGUGGAUGAUGUAGUGAAGGUUUAUCUCUUUUCAUUCUCCUUAUUAGAUUCAUAAGUUGUCAUUUUACUCAUCUGAGACUCUAUUCUCGGAUCUUGGAUUAUAUAACUUCACAUCUGGAUGCCAAAAAAGCAUGUGAUGAGGCACUGAAAAUUCAGAAGAAGUAUCUGAGCAAGGUGAAUUUCAUUGUCUAUCUUCUACUAUGUUAGAUGCAUUUUCUCUAGCGUGCUAAGAAAAAGCAGGGGCGGUUUAUGUGGGAAAUAAUUAGGAUCUUCAUUGAACUGUUUAUUUACUUUCCGUCUUUGGUGGCUCUUGGGAAAUUUUUGAAACUGUGUUAGAUAGAAUUGAAUAAAAACAGGAGAUAACAAAUCUCUUCAAGGACCUUAAUCAUGAUUUUUAUGUAAUCAUCUACUCUCCAACUACAAACUCUUGUCUCUAUUUACAACUCCCUUUAAAACUAGCUUUAUUAUGUUUGAACUUUUUGCCAUGGCUGUUUGUUCAUUUGCAGGCCAGAAAACUAUGACAAUGGUAAAUUUUUCGGACCUAUCUGUUAGCAGAUGUAGUGGUUCUGAAUGUUCUGUGAGGUUCAAUAUAUGCUUCAUUUGUGUUGAUAACUAGCAGGCCCCUUCUCUUUUAUCGCUUUCUGUUAUUAGACUCUUGAUUUAUUUGUAU
This is a messenger RNA of Prosopis cineraria, 1534 nucleotides long. RefSeq lists its product as uncharacterized. The transcript is spliced from 7 exons. NCBI's taxonomy places the organism in Eukaryota, Viridiplantae, Streptophyta, Magnoliopsida, Fabales, Fabaceae. The record is from RefSeq and is a predicted model, not a curated record. Bases 371 to 919 code for a protein of 182 amino acids.